AUGAACAAAAGAAAAAGUCUUCAUGCUAAUUCUUCUAACAGCAGCAGAUCAUUCAGAGUAUUAAUAUGUGGAGGUGGUGUGAGUGGUCUUGUAUUUGCUCAUUACUUGCUCAAUCAGGAAGGUUGUGAAGGAAUGAAACUUCCAAUUGAAAUUACCUUUGUUGAGAAGGCAACUAGAUAUGCUCAGGUAGGAGCUUUGAUUACUGUAGAUGGACAACAAACUUUGGAUAUUUUGGGAGAUAUUGGAGUUUCAUCAACAACAUUACACGUACCAUUGGAGAAACAUCACUAUGUAGACUAUAAGGGAAAAUUAAUUCGUGACUUUGAUGCUUCGCUCAUUCACAAAUAUAAGGAUAUUUCUAAACUAUUCGAAAGGGCAACCGUACAUUCGAUUCUUUAUGAUAAAAUUGGACCACAGAUAGCAGAUUUUAGAUUUAAAACGGUGGUUCAGAGUAUUUCUGAAACUUCUAGAGGACAAGGAGUCAAGAUUCUUCUAGUUGACCGUAACACUUCAUCAUCAAAUGAUCGUUUAUCCUUGGCGAGUGGAAGAUGUGGAGUUUCACCUUCAUUGCACAUUGAUCAGAAUUUGUUAGGUCCUAUUGAUAUCUGUUGA
This is a messenger RNA of Naegleria gruberi, 612 nucleotides long. RefSeq lists its product as uncharacterized. Lineage: Eukaryota; Heterolobosea; Eutetramitea; Acrasida; Naegleriidae. Bases 1 to 612 code for a protein of 203 amino acids. The transcript has 2 exons. The record is from RefSeq and is a predicted model, not a curated record.